Molecule: messenger RNA, 2292 nt
Organism: Kuraishia capsulata CBS 1993
Lineage: Eukaryota; Fungi; Ascomycota; Pichiomycetes; Pichiales; Pichiaceae
Exons: 1
Coding region: 1-2292 (763 amino acids)
Cellular component (GO): nucleus
Molecular function (GO): ATP binding; ATP-dependent chromatin remodeler activity; DNA binding
Source: RefSeq, a predicted model, not a curated record
AUGACUGUAACAGAGGUUUUGGAGCUACAAGAGGACCAGGAGGAAAGUGCUCGGAUCUUGGCUGCCAUAAAAGAGCAGCAGGAUCUGGAAUCUGAGAUUAAAGAUGAUGAGCAACAAAGAGAGUUCACGGGCAUGUCUUCCAGCAAAAAGUUGAAGCGGCUGCAGGAUUUGGUAAAGAAAUCCCAGGUGUUCUCGGCGAUUAUCGCAGACACGUUAUUGGAGAGCACUCUGAACAAAAAAGAAGAGCCCAGAAACGAAAUUAAAGAGCCUGUCACUAAGAAGGCUCGGCGUGGUAGAAGUGCCACCGGGAAGAGCCAUCAAUUUGUUCCAUUAGGGCUUUCUUCCGAGUCAAGUUUAACCAAAGACAAACUGGAGCAGGCCUCAAGUUCGCAAAAAAGUGAUGCCAGGGGCUAUUCGCAGCCAAAAAUGUUAAAGAACUGCACUCUAAGGGACUACCAACUAUCAGGAAUGGAAUGGUUGAUCACUCUGUACGAAAACGGAUUGAAUGGAAUACUUGCGGACGAAAUGGGCCUUGGAAAGACACUUCAGUCUAUAGCGAUGCUAGCAUUUUUAUAUGAGCAGGGCAUCAAGGGCCCUUUUCUGAUUAGUUGCCCUCUAUCAACGCUAUCUAACUGGGUUGAUGAAAUCAAGAGAUUUGCACCCUCAAUGCCCGUUCUCGCUUACACAGGAGAUAAAGCCACCAGAAAGUCCCUCAGAGACGAACAUUUUAGUCGGAAUGAAGACCUGGGAAUCGUUGUUGUUAGUUACGAAAUUUCCAUCCUGGAUUCAAAGUAUUUCAACGGUGUGGAUUGGAGAUUCCUGAUUGUUGACGAGGGUCACAGACUGAAGAAUGCUGAUUGUAUGCUGAUAAGGCAAUUGAAAAGAAUACGAACGUCAAACAGACUACUGCUCACGGGGACUCCACUUCAGAACAAUUUGAGAGAACUUUGGUCACUGCUGAAUUUCAUCCUGCCUGAUGUGUUUCCAGAUGUUCAAAUGUUUGAGCAAUGGUUUGAUUUUUCAUCCUUGCAGGAGCUCAAGGAUGACGAUGGUGAUGACCAGUUCAACGAGUUAGUGAAUGCAGAAAUUCAAAAGAGCUUAAUCUCAAGCUUGCACACUAUUCUGAAGCCAUUUCUCUUGCGUCGUCUCAAACGAGACGUCGUGAAAGGAUUGCCUCCAAAACGGGAGUAUAUCAUCUAUGGAACACUCACAGACUCACAGAAAAUGCUUUACACAGCAGCACUUAAAAAGGAGCUUUCUCAUGAAAUUUCCCGGUUCGGAUUCAAGGAGUAUCUGAGGGCAAACAAAAUCAGAUUUGCCAGAGGUGGUGAUAAGAGCACAGUUGAUAGUUUCUUGAACUCUGUUCUAGAAGGUGAAGAAACACCCACGCCUCGCUCGCUUGUACCCCAUUGGAAUAAAGUGAAGCACGAAAUAGAUCAAAAAAAGACUCUGAACGCUAUCAUGCAGUUGCGUUUGGUGUGUGACUCUCCCUAUCUGUUCUAUUUCCCUUGGGAAGAUGAAACCAAAGUGGAUGCAGCUUUGGUCGAGAAUUCUUGCAAAAUGACCAUUUUGAACCAACUAGUACCAGCAUUGAUCAAGAAAGGUCACAGAGUGUUGAUAUUCACGCAAUUCGUCAAGAUGCUGGACCUCAUUCAUGACUGGUGUGCUACUUACAUGGGAUAUAAUGUUUGCAGAAUAGACGGCUCCUCCUCGCAGGAGGAGCGUCAAUCUGAAAUUCACUCCUUCAAUAACACGGACGAAGGUAGCGAAAGCCCACAAGUGUUCCUUCUCUCCACACGUGCUGGUGGUCUUGGUAUAAACCUGACUGCGGCUGAUAGUGUUGUUCUAUUUGACAGUGAUUGGAACCCUCAGGUCGACCUCCAAGCCAUGGACAGGGUCCACAGGAUCGGCCAGACGAAACCGGUGGUUAUUUAUAGACUUGCAGUGUCCAACACAGUCGAGGAGGUUCUUUUGGCCCGUGCUGACUCAAAGAGGAUACUGGAAAAGCUGGUGAUUCAGAUGGGACAGUUCCGAGCGUUGACCCGUCUCUCCAGCGACCAACAGAAGAUGUCCGCGGGAGACAAGUCUAGCAAGCAGCAAUUAUAUGAAGAACUGGACACUUUGUUGAGGGUAAAGAAUUUUGGUGGAAAGCAUGUGCAAGAUAACGAGUUGAGCACGGAAGAGAUGGAGGAACUGUUGGAUAGAAAUUCAGCAGCCUAUGAGCCAGGCCGCGAAUUGAGUUCGAAAUUUAGCCAUAUCACUCUGUUUGAGACUGUGAGCUCACUGGAAUAA